AUGUCCAAAUACUCUGUCAUAUUACCCACCUAUAAUGAGAGAAGGAACUUACCUAUCCUUGUCUAUUUGUUAAAUAAAACAUUUACUGAAAACAAAUUAGACUGGGAGGUUGUCAUUGUUGACGACAACUCGCCUGAUGGUACCCAAGAAAUUGCAAAGAAAUUGAUCGAUAUUUACGGCACUGAACAUAUUCAAUUACGUCCUAGAGCUGGUAAAUUGGGAUUGGGCACUGCUUAUGUUCAUGGCUUGCAAUAUGUGACUGGAGAUUUUGUAAUUAUCAUGGAUGCUGAUUUCAGCCAUCACCCGGAAGCAAUCCCUCAAUUCAUUGCCAAACAAGAGACCGAAGAUUUUGAUAUUGUCACUGGGACUAGAUAUGCCGGCGAUGGUGGUGUUUAUGGUUGGGAUUUCAAGAGAAAGUUAAUUUCAAGAGGAGCCAAUUUUCUCGCCACUGUUGUGCUUAGACCAAACGUUAGCGACUUGACUGGAAGUUUUAGGUUAUACAAGACACCAGUGUUGAAAAAGAUUAUCGACGUCACCCAAUCGAAAGGGUAUGUUUUUCAAAUGGAGAUGAUGGUGAGAGCUAGAAGUUUAGGAUUCACCGUUGGUGAAGUCCCAAUCAGUUUCGUUGAUAGGUUAUAUGGAGAGAGUAAGCUAGGCGGUGAUGAAAUUGUCCAGUAUGCCAAAGGUGUCUGGUCUUUAUUUACUAGUGUAUAG
Molecule: messenger RNA, 714 nt
Organism: Lodderomyces parapsilosis
Lineage: Eukaryota; Fungi; Ascomycota; Pichiomycetes; Serinales; Debaryomycetaceae
Gene: DPM1
Product: dolichyl-phosphate beta-D-mannosyltransferase
Exons: 1
Coding region: 1-714 (237 amino acids)
Biological process (GO): GPI anchor biosynthetic process; protein O-linked glycosylation via mannose
Cellular component (GO): endoplasmic reticulum membrane
Molecular function (GO): dolichyl-phosphate beta-D-mannosyltransferase activity
Source: RefSeq, a predicted model, not a curated record